Glarea lozoyensis ATCC 20868 is the source of this 1566-nucleotide messenger RNA. RefSeq lists its product as uncharacterized. The record is from RefSeq and is a predicted model, not a curated record. Lineage: Eukaryota; Fungi; Ascomycota; Leotiomycetes; Helotiales; Helotiaceae. Gene Ontology annotation, biological process: triglyceride biosynthetic process. Gene Ontology annotation, molecular function: diacylglycerol O-acyltransferase activity. The transcript has 4 exons. Gene Ontology annotation, cellular component: endoplasmic reticulum membrane. The coding region runs from base 1 to 1566 and encodes 521 amino acids.
AUGCCUUCGGUUCUAGAUGCUGCAAAGGCCAAAGUCACCGGUGCUGAUGUACCUGGCGAGGGUCCCACGCCACUACGAAGAUCAGGAACUUCACAUGUCAAUCACAACACUAACGGAUUUUCUGUACCGCAACCCCUCGCUCAAAUUCGAGUACCGUAUGCCAAAAAGAAAUAUCGUCAUGUAGCAGCUGCGCAUAGAGAAGCACAAUCCUCAUGUCUCAGUCAUGAUUCGAAUGCAAGCCCCAGUUUCCUGGGCUUCAGGAAUUUGAUGAUCAUCGUACUCGUUGUUGGAAAUUUGCGAUUGAUGAUUGAGAACAUCAAAAAGUACGGUGUUCUGAUUUGCAUUCGCUGCCAUGAUUAUCGACAACAAGACCUUGUCCUCGGGGCAGCCCUUUACUUUCUUAUUCCAUGCCAUCUCUUCGUCGCAUACGUUAUCGAAAUGACGGCUGCGCAACAAGCGAGAGUCCUAUUAAGAACAGGCAGGAAGAGAAGUGGGACAGCAACCCCAGGUGGAAGCUAUCAACCUUCAGAUGAAGAACUUCGAAGAUUCAAUUCGACUUGGAAGACCGUGGCCUGGGUGCAUGGCCUGAACAUCACCUUUUGCUUGCUCAUCACUUCCGUUGUCGUCUACUUCUUCGUACACCACCCUUUGAUUGGAACUCUGAGCGAGGUUCAUGCUAUUAUUGUAUGGUUGAAGACAUAUUCGUACGCUUUUACGAACAGGGACCUCCGGCAUGCGUAUCUGCAUCCCUCGAAUCGUGAAGAAGAUGCUCUGCCAGAAAUAUACAGCAAAUGUCCCUACCCACAGAACAUUACGCUGGGCAACCUAACUUACUUCUGGUGGGCUCCAACUAUGGUAUAUCAGCCAGUAUAUCCUCGAUCGCCAAAGAUAAGAUGGGUCUUCGUGAUUAAGCGUAUGGCAGAAGUUUUUGCGCUGAAUGUGUUUAUGUGGGUAGCUAGCGCUCAGUACGCAGCCCCAGUGUUACGAAAUUCUCUCGACAAAAUGGCAUCCUUGGAUUUCUCCGCAGUUCUGGAGCGACUAAUGAAGUUAUCGACAAUCAGUCUGGUAAUCUGGCUCGCGGGCUUCUUCGCAUUAUUCCAAUCGUUCUUGAACGCCUUAGCUGAAGUGAUGAGAUUCGGCGACAGAGAGUUUUACACUGAUUGGUGGAACAGCCCCAGCGUAGGAGCAUACUGGAGAACGUGGAAUAAACCUGUCUAUCAGUUCAUGAAAAGACAUGUUUUUUCACCUCUUGUCGGUAGAGGCUGGAGCUCCGGCCAAGCAAGCAUUGCUGUCUUUCUUUUUUCGGGAGUGCUUCAUGAGCUUCUUGUGGGUAUACCAACACAUAAUAUCAUUGGGGUGGCUUUCUUGGGAAUGGUCGGCCAGUUACCAAUGAUCGCAAUCACGCAGCCAUUGGAGAAAAUGCAAGGUAUCAACGGGAAGAUUUUAGGCAAUGUCAUAUUUUGGGUAUCUUUCACACUCGUAGGGCAGCCUCUCGCAGCCCUUCUAUACUUUUACGCCUGGCAAGCCAAAUAUGGCAGCGUCAGUCAGGUUACAACUAAAACAUAG